Molecule: messenger RNA, 414 nt
Organism: Penicillium argentinense
Lineage: Eukaryota; Fungi; Ascomycota; Eurotiomycetes; Eurotiales; Aspergillaceae
Exons: 2
Molecular function (GO): oxidoreductase activity; flavin adenine dinucleotide binding
Source: RefSeq, a predicted model, not a curated record
GUUAAAACACUCCUCUCCUCCCCGAGUCAGUUGCGAUUGUUUCAACACCUCUCUGCCUUCGAAAUCCGCAAAGCGAGGGCUCUCAAGAUAGAAACAGGAGUGUAUGACUAUAUCAUCAUCGGGGCAGGCAUCGGCGGCCUCGUCUUGGCGAAUAGAUUGAGCAAAGAUGCCUCCAUUAAGGUCUUGCUCAUUGAAGCAGGCGCCAAUCGCAUAGGGGAUCCGAGAGUCGACUCUCCUGAAUUUUUGGGAAUGCUAUACGGGGAUCCAGACUUUGAUGUGGAUUAUAUGAGUUGUUCCUCAGAUAUGGUCCAUGCAAACAAACGGCAAAUCGGCCAACUCUGCGGGCGUGUUGUGGCCGGUUCUUCCGCUAUGGAAUUCUCGUGCAUCGUCUAUCCUAAUGCCCCCAACUUUUGA